UCAUUCUGUAGAUUUAUGUUUGUUUAUUGAAUUCAGGUUGCUUUACCCAGAUCAGGCCAUAAUCAGUAAACAAUGAAUAUUGUCUUUUACUUGCAUGUUUCUCAUACAUUUAUUUAGAUGCAUAAAUGCAUAACUUAGUGUUUUUGAGACAGCAGGAAAAGAGUUCUUUUAAAAGUUAUGCUAGACAUUUUAAGUUAUGCUAGACAUUUUUACCCAACACUAAGCAAUGAGACAAAAAGAGGUCAAGUUAGGAGUUCUUCAUUUUCUCCUCUAAGUGACGCUGUUGUCUGGUGAAUGCGGGAGACUUUUGGAGCAUAUUAAGGCAGAGCUGUUUUAUUCCUUCGUCAUUGCAUUUUACAUCAGCAGACUAUAGACGUCAAUCCACAACACGAUUUUAUAUUUGACUACGGAAUAAUUUCAAAGAAAAUGUUCCCGUCACUGAACUAAAACAUUUUUAUAUAUAUAUAUUGUCGCUUUGUUUGCUCGAAGACUAGUUUUUACAUGGAGUUCAAAGACCUGCAACAAGAAAACGGUGUAAGAUGGCGAUUGGGGCUUGUGUGCCUUGUGCUGCUGUCCUUUCUUCAUCCGGCAAAUGCCCAGGUCCGGUACUCGAUCCCAGAGGAGCUAAAAAUUGGUUCUCUUGUUGGCAACAUAGCGCAGGACCUCGGUUUGGAUCUGACGAGGCUCCAUUCGGGUCGGGCCCGCAUCGUGACCGGAGAAAACAUCCAGUACACCGAGCUGAAAGCAGACAAAGGGACUUUAAUCGUGAAUGAGAGAAUCGACCGAGAGCAGCUCUGUGGAGAUGCCACACCGUGCAGCUUUACGUUUGAGAUUUUAUUGGAAAAUCCAAUGGAGCUACACCCUGUAACUAUAGAAGUGCUGGACGUGAACGACAACGCUCCCACCUUCCAGACCAAUCACUUGGAAUUUGAAAUUAGCGAAUCCGCAGCACUCGGCUCCCGUUUUGGUUUAGAGAGCGCGGAUGAUAAAGAUGUUGGUCAGAACGGCCUGCAGAACUACAUUUUAACUCCAAACGAUAAUUUCGUCUUGAAACAGCACGUUAAUCCAGAUGGAAGUAAAUAUGCCGAAAUGGUGCUUCAGAAAUCUUUAGAUAGAGAGGAAAAUCCACACCUUUCUCUGAAAUUGCUUGCUGUCGAUGGCGGAAACCCCCAGAAAUCUGGUACAGUAUUAAUAGAUAUUAAAAUUCUAGAUGUUAAUGAUAAUGCACCAGUGUUUAAUCAAACAAUAUAUAAGGCCACGGUGACCGAAAAUGCCCCAAAAGGCACUCAUGUUAUCACUGUCAAUGCAAGCGAUAUAGACAGCGGUUUGAAUGCUCAAAUAACAUAUCAUUUUUCAAAAUCAAAAGCAGGGAAAGCUGAUCUAUUUGAUAUAGAUGAAACCACAGGAAAAAUAUAUGUGACAAAAGAAAUUGAUUUUGAGAAAGACAAAAAAAUUGAGUUCAGAGUCGAAGCAAAAGAUCAGGGAGGACUUACAGAUUCAAGCAAAGUUGAAAUUGAGGUUCUCGAUGUUAACGAUAAUGCUCCAGUCAUUACGGUUAUGUCUUUUAACAGUCCAGUCUCAGAAAACUCACCUAUUGGUAAAACAAUUGGAAUCGUUAAUGUUAAAGACGUCGAUUCAGGAGAAAACGGACAAAUGAGAUGCGGGAUUGAAGGAAAUGUUCCUUUUAAAAUAAAAUCCAAUGUCAGAAAUUAUUACGCCUUAACAAUUGAUGCUGAGUUAGAUCGAGAAACUGUUUCAGAAUACAACAUAACUCUUGUUUGCUCAGAUCAAGGAUCUCCUAUUUUUUCAAGCAAAAAAUCGUUUAAUCUCCAGCUCUCGGAUAUCAAUGACAAUGCCCCUGUGUUUUUGAAAAAUAGGUUCAGUGCGGAAGUUAAAGAAAAUAAUUCUCCUGGCGUCUCCAUUUUAACUCUGUGUGCUAAAGAUUUCGAUGAAAACCAAAAUUCUAGGAUUUCCUACAUUUUAGAAGAGAAACAGAUUGGUGGGUCCCCAAUUUCUGAAUACAUUUCAGUAAAUUCAGAAAGUGGAGUCGUUCAUGCCGUUCGAUCGUUUGAUUAUGAACAGAUCAAAGAAUUUGUAUUCGUAACCAGAGCGCAGGAUGGAGGCUCUCCUCCUCUCAGCAGCAACGUGACCGUAAAAAUCCUGAUCCAGGACCAGAAUGAUAACCCACCUCAGGUUCUGUACCCAGUCCAGACUGGAGGCUCCAUGGUGGCUGAAAUGGUGCCUCGUUCAGCAGAUGUGGGCUACCUGGUGACUAAAGUGGUGGCUGUGGAUGUGGACUCUGGACAGAAUGCCUGGCUCUCCUAUAAACUCCAGAAAGCCACAGACAGAGCGCUGUUUGAAGUGGGCUUACAGAAUGGAGAAAUAAGAACUAUCCGUCAGGUGACUGAUAAAGAUGCUGUGAAGCAAAGACUGAUUGUCAUAGUGGAGGACAACGGGCAGCCCUCUCGUUCAGCUACAGUCAUGGUUAACGUGGCGGUGGCGGACAGCUUCCCUGAAGUCUUGUCGGAGUUCACUGACUUUCCACACGAUAAGGAAUACAAUGACAACUUGACUUUUUACUUAGUGUUGGCUCUGGCUGUGGUUUCCUUCCUUUUCAUCACGUGUUUAGUGGUUAUUAUAUCAGUGAAGAUCUACAGAUGGAGACAGUCUCGCAUCCUGUAUCACUCCGGCCUCCCUGUGAUUCCAUAUUAUCCACCUCGUUACUCAGAAACUUUGGGAACAGGAACUCUGCCACACGUGUGCAAUUACGAGGUGUGCAGGACGACUGACUCCAGAAAGAGUGACAUUAAGGUUGGCAGAACUGGUAGUCAGAACAUGUUGAUAAUGGAUCCCAGUGCCACAGGGACAAUGCAACGGAUACAGAGUGAGAAAAGCAUCCUGGAUGACCUCGACUCUCAUCUAGAGGUUAGUUCAGACAUUCUACCUUUUCUCUUUGCUGUAAGUUAUCUCUCAAUUUACAAAUCAUUUGAAGAAAAAAAAAAGCGUUGAAACACGUCCUAAAAUAAUAGUACUCUAUAUUAGAUGCAUAUGCGUUGCGCUACACAAUGUAAAAUGGACAAAAAAUAUGUAGGGGAUGAAAAUGUGAGGUUCUUUGAACUCAUUUGUUUUCUAUCCAUCCAUCCAUCCAUUUUCUGAACACCCUUGUCCCUCAGUGGGGUCGGGAGGGGUCAUUUGUUUUCUAAUCCGGAAAAAAAUAACUUCGGCAGGUGCGCAAAUAUACUCUCUGAUUUGUAUGCAGACACAAUGUAGACGCUAACGUGCAUAGAUUUGAAGACAUCAUUGCCCUUCUAUUUUUUAUCAAAAUGGUGGAAUUUCUAAAAAAAAAAAAAAAUAGGCCAACAUAGUGUUUUUGGCAUUAAAAUAAAAUAUUCCAAACUUUAUUGGAAUUCUGAAAAUAUCCACAAGCCCCAAUGUAGCAGUAGAAGAACUAACCUGUUGUGAUCGUGUAUGGUGGUUAAAAGAGAAAAGACAUCAGUUAUCAUACGUGAUAAAUCACCACGUAGUCACCUUGUUAAUUCCCCAAAAAUAAUGGUCAGUGAAAGACAACAUAUCAUCAUAUGUAUCGCUUCGUCACGCUAUCAGGAAGUAAUUUAAGCUUUUGAUUACAUGCUUCUGAGUUCUCUGUGUUGAUCUUAGCAAUAGAUCUUUAGUUGUACAUUCAUUCAUUUUAUUAUUUUUAGCUGUUUUAUCUCCCUCUUCAAUUUAAAAGCAAUAUUAAAUCCUAAACUCAGAGGAUACAUAUCUAAAGUAUUACAGUCUUUAGCCGUCGUUUGACAUUUCUGUAUUUUUUUUUUAACUCUAAGCGACGCUGUUGGUCUGUAAAAAGAUUUUCUGUGCAUCUCGUCACUAAGGCUGUCCUCAUGCAGAAUGUGCAGAGGAGGCGGGUCGUUUUACUUUAUUACAAAUUCAAGGUAGCAGCUCUACCGGACUGAUAAAAGAAGACUCGGAAAAUCAACAUUUAU
Molecule: messenger RNA, 3983 nt
Organism: Poecilia latipinna (sailfin molly)
Lineage: Eukaryota; Metazoa; Chordata; Actinopteri; Cyprinodontiformes; Poeciliidae
Product: protocadherin beta-16-like
Exons: 1
Coding region: 502-3009 (835 amino acids)
Biological process (GO): homophilic cell-cell adhesion
Cellular component (GO): plasma membrane
Molecular function (GO): calcium ion binding
Source: RefSeq, a predicted model, not a curated record